GAGCAAUAGACGGGACUUGAGCUUGGAGAUGGCUUUGUGUGUAGCAGAUGGCCACGCUGUGAUGUCAGAAGUUGUCAGAUGGUGAGGGUUUCUUGGAGACGCGGAUUUCAGUGUGAAAGCUGUUGUCUGGCCAGUGUUGACCGUUGUAACCAGUUUAUUCAUACAACCAGAGAUCUUUUCAUAAUCCUCCACACUUUCUUGGGGGAAAAAGUUUAUAACUCAUUUCAGACCUCGACUUGUAUGUGGACUGGGUUUCAGGGUGCUUUGGCUCUCCAGAUGUGCAUUUGGACUAAUGCUACAUGCAUUGAACAAUACAGAAAUGCAUUCCCUGUAAAGAUGUACAAGGACAACAUGCACACAUUUCCCAUGAGAGGCUGAUUCUCCAUUUUCGGUCAGUCUGUGAACUCUUGAGCCAGAAUGGCAGACCCCUCGAUGAUGGUGACAGAGGGGGUGAUUCCCACACUGGCAUCAGCACACAGCUGUGUUCUGGAGGUCAGGAAGAAGUAUGAGGUCAUUCCUUCAGUAGCCUGCACCGUGUGCUUCAUACUAGGGAUUGUCUACUGCUUCUGUGGCUACCGCUGUUUUAAAUUAGUGAUGUUCCUGUCUGGGCUGGCAUUUGGGACUGGCAUAGGCUACCUGCUGUGUCUCCGAGAGCAGCUGCUGGACUCACCACUGGACGCAGAGACACGGGCAGGCAUCUCUCUAGGCAUUGGCUUACUGGGAGGACUGGUGAGCAUACUAGUGCGCUGUGUGGGUCUGUUUCUCACUGGUCUCCACCUGGGCCUGCUGCUCUCCAUCACCGCUCUGCUGGCAGCAGGACAUUAUUAUCCUGUCCUCAGUCCUGUGUGGGUGCCUGCAGGAACAGUACUCGGCAUUGGCAUAUUCUUCGCUGUGCUGACACUCUGCUGGCAGAGAAGCAUGACCAUGUUGGCUACGGCAACUCUCGGUGCCGCCAUUGUCAUGACAUCUGUGGAUUACUGCAUGAAGACACCAAUGUUGGUGUGGAGGGCACAUGUGAGGCUGCAGGGGAACCAAGAAAAGGUGCUGUGCUGGUACAGCUGGCUGAUGUUGGGCAUCUGGAUUGUGGUAACAGCUUUAGGAAACCUGGUGCAGCAUAAAUUCACUGCCAAAGGAACGUCACACACUGAAGUGAUAGUGAGUGGCAAACAAAAGCAGCUCCAGCUAUUGAAGAUCAGACAGGCGGAUACACGCCGACUUCCAGCCGGAAAAUAUCGACGCAGACCUCCACCUCUCAAACGAUACGCAGGAGAUGUGCUCGCUCCGAGCUACCUGGCAAACCUGCGUGAGAGGCAGACGAGCACGGGCUCAUCUAUGAGCAGUCUGAGCACCGUCUACCACACCAUGAUCGACUUUGACUUUGAGACAGGAUCCAUGGUGCCUCUCACAACCUCCUCACCUGCAGUGAUCAGGGUGUGAAUGAACUCAGAAACAUACACAGACACACACACACACACACCUGGAAAGAGAAUUCAACAGAGUUCAGUGGCAGCUGAGGUUAACAGACUGUGUGCACUCAGUGUGUGUGCUGACGAUGUGGACUCUGAUUUGACUAAUAAAACAUCAUUGGAGUCUACUGAACACUGCACACUGCAGCUUCUCAGGACUUCAGGGUGCAAAACGCUUAAAGCCACAAAUAAUCAAAAUUACUUUAACACAACCCUUAUAGCAGCAAGUAACAAAUGGCACUAAUUCGCAUUUAUCUUUGAAAGUCAGAUUAUAUAUCAAGUAUGUCUGACCAGUCCUGCCUGCUCCCACAGUUAUUCUUGUAUCAACCUGCAGUAUUUUCUUAUGAAUUCUCUUGGAUUUAUUUCCUCAAAAUGUAAAGAUAUUACUGAUUUUUGAGUUAAUGAAUGAAUGAAUGAAUGAAUGUAGUAAUCAUGUAGUGUAGAGCUGCACAAGUACUAUGCUGCAUCUAUUACCCUCCCUGGUUAAGGUACAUGGCCUUUCUUUCUUCAUAUCAAACUGAUCCAGCCUGCAUGAGAGUAAAAACCACCAACUCCCACAAGUUUUCAGCCAAGGGCAUUUCAGAUCGCAGUAACAAUGCACACCAGUAACAAUGCUGAAAUCAAAUCAAGGCAAAUUUAAGCUUUAGGUUCAUUUUUCUGUUUGGUUUCCAAAUGCACAUAAUUAAACAGUAUUGUUUUUUUAAUGCUAAGGGGGAUUUAAGGCUGAAAAUGUAAGAAUGGAUGGACUAAACACUGCAUUACGGUGUUCUCAAUCACUAAUCAUAAUCUUUAACAGAAUCUUAGUAUGUAUUGACUAUUAUACCAGCAAACAUCAUAUCUCUGACCUCAGCUAUGGAUGAAGCUUUUAUUAUCACACUCAAUUGCUCUCUCUCUCUCUCUCUCUCUCUCUCUCUCUGUCUGUCCCUUGAGAACUGGUCAAAGUUGCACAGCUACACUCCCAAGGGAUUUUCAUUUCAUACAGUAUGUACUACCUUAGAACAAUGUAUUUGACGCACAAAUAACACUGUGCUAUUCAUAUAUGUAUCAGCUUUCCAGCAAGUGUUUAUUGUUUUUAGGUCGAAAUGCAUUUCCUUUUUCCUCAUAAGAGUUUCGUGCAGGAACGUAGACUGGUGUCUAAUCUUAAUCGCAAAAGGGGCAGUGUGGGUACAGGUUUUCCUUCAAAUCAAGCAGGAACCACAUCUGAUUCCACCGGUUUAAUCAGUAAAUCUUGCCUUUAAGGAGACUCAUGGGGUAUGAUUCUGCUAGACUGGAACGAAAACCUGCACCUACACAUUCCAGCCCUUUCCAGAUCAGAUUGUACAGCCCUGGUGUAGGCUACUAUAAGGAAAUAUUUCGAAUAGUCACGUAAACUCUGUAACACUUGUGAGACUGUAGUCACCGGUGGCCUUGUGUGGUCCCAAAAACAACUGAGCUUGAUUGUGUCUAUCAGUGGCAAGCAAUUUGUGCUGGAAGUGAAAACAUCGAUAAACUUGGAAUUCAAAACAGGAUGUGCAGCUAUUCUUUUAAAGCACAACAUUUAAUGCUCCAUCACAGAAAUCCUAUGUUUGAAAUUUGUGCUUGGGUUAGUAGUGUAAAGCUCCAGAUAAAUGGCAUAUUUAGUUAACUCAGAAGAAGUAGCCACAACAAUGAUACAGAGUAUAUAUACACUGUAGAAUUUAAUAAACUCCUAAAAUAUAUUCCGAAAAUAUAACAUUUUUUUUUUUUUAGAUCAAUCAUCUAUCUCGUACAGCUUAUUUUACGUUAAAUUCAGUUUUAUUUGUAUAGUGCUUUUAACAAUGGAGCUAAAAAAAAUAAAAAAAAAUCAUUUAUUUGUCCCUAAUAAGCAAGCCAGAGGCAAUGGUGAUAAGGAGAAACUCCCUGAGAUGAUAUCAGGAAGAAACCUUGAGAGGAAUCAAGUGCAAUUGUGUAACCAGGAGCUUCUGAGCAAAUUAUGAAUCUGAGUGUCAUCUCUGAAUUCAUUAAAGUUUUAACAUGAACUGUUCUGUUGAAGUUAUUAAAUGUUCAAUAGUGGAGACUUGAGUGCAGAAUUGAUCAUGUUAAUUGCAGUCCAAAGCCAUCUCCAUUGUUUCUAAUUAGUAUUAUCCACAAUGCUUAAUGCUAAGUGAAGUGUAAAUCAUUAUUGAUGUGUUUGAGUUAAUGGCCACACUUCAUCCAGCGUUCUCUCAUGUUUAGCGGGUAACCCUUCUCGAUGAAGUGUCUGGGGCUUAAACGCCAGUACUGGUCUCCUUGGAAAAUGUAAACAUGACCAUUAGUCCAUGUGAAUGCUGCAUCUGGACUGGAUGGUAACCCAGGGAUGAGAUGUGAGAGGGGUUUAGGAAAUUGUUUCAGUUCAUCGGGGGAACCCAGUUCAUCCCACUGCCAGUAUUCGAAACCCUAAAU
Messenger RNA from Hemibagrus wyckioides, 3866 nucleotides. Its product is annotated as transmembrane protein 198-like. NCBI's taxonomy places the organism in Eukaryota, Metazoa, Chordata, Actinopteri, Siluriformes, Bagridae. The coding region runs from base 418 to 1437 and encodes 339 amino acids. The transcript has 5 exons. The record is from RefSeq and is a predicted model, not a curated record. Gene Ontology annotation, cellular component: plasma membrane.